ACUCCUUCACCUCCACUUCAGUGACCUCCACGUUUUAAGUGUGCUAAAUUGGCUGGGGGCUGGAAAGGUUAAACACGUGUAGCACAAUUUUCAGUAAUGUCGUUUUUCAUAAGGACGACUGCUAAUGGAAAGCAAAUCGAGGGGCGGAGCGGAAAAUAUGUUAAAAAGAAAUUGAAACGGAAGAAGAGUGAAUUAAGUCAACACCUAAGGAAAAGAAAGGCACUUGAAAAUGGUGACUUGAAUAAGCAUGCAUUGUCAUUAGAUAAUGAAGAGAUAGAAAGUGAUUUGGAAAGUGACAUUGUCGAGAAUAAUACAUCAGGUCAAAAUAUACAUUUAGAAUUGGAAGAUGACACAGGAGAAACAGCACAAGAUAAAAAAGUUCGUUUGGCAAAACUUUACCUUGCUGAAAUUGAAAGAGAAGAGUGCGAACGAGCAGAAAGAGAGGUUAUUGACAAGGAUGUAAUUGCCCAUCGUCUGAAAGAGGAUUACCUAGAACAAAGUGGUAAACUGAGAAAGGCGGUUGCAGAUAAUUAUGUGGGGGUUGAGAAUAAUGGCAUUCAGUUUCUACGGUGUAAGGAGCAUAAACUUGCUAUCACGUGCCUCGUCAUAUCAUCAGACAAUAAGUUUAUUUAUUCAGCGUCUAAGGAUUGUGGAAUUGUGAAGUGGUCUCUAGCAGAUAGGCGUAAAGUAAACUGUAGACCGAGAACACAGAAAGGGUCAUCAGACAUGGAUAAGGGCCACACUGCAGCAGUGCUCUGCAUUGCCAUAUCUUCAGAUAACCGCUUUCUUGCUUCAGGUGGUGAAAAUAGAGUGAUUCAUAUUUGGCACCCUGACACUCUGGAUCAUUUACAUGUGUUCAAAGGUCAUAAUGGUUCUGUUAGUGGCUUGGCCUUUAGAAAAGGAACUCAUCAGUUGUUUAGUGUGUCUACAGAUAAAGCAGUCAAAAUAUGGAGCCUGGAUGAGAUGACAUAUGUAGAAAGUUUAUUUGGCCAUCAGGCUGGAAUCACAAGCGUAGAUGUUUUGUCAAGAGAACGGGCUGUGACAUCAGGAGGUAGGGACCAUACAGUUAGGAUAUGGAAGGUAGUGGAAGAAUCACAGUUGAUAUACAAUGGGCACAUAGGUAGCAUUGAUGCAGUGAAACUGAUUAAUGAAGAACAUUUCCUUUCUUGUGGUGAAGAUGGACAGUUGUGUGUUUGGGGAACCAAAAAGAAGAAACCACUGUGCACAGUAGAAUUUGCUCAUGGUGUGUCUGCACAAAAUAAAGAACCAAAUUGGAUCUCUAGUAUUUCCACUCUAACAAACACGGAUUUAGUUGCUUCUGGUUCGCACGAUGGAUAUGUUAAACUCUGGAAAUGUGAUAGUGGUUUUCGAUCACUGAGUCCUGUUCUAAAUAUUCCUAUUGUAGGCUUCAUUAAUGCAAUGGCUUUUACUUCUGAUGGUAAUUAUCUUAUUGUGGGUGUUGGUCAAGAACACAGACUUGGUAGGUGGUGGAAGGUAAAAGAAGCAAAGAAUGGAAUCUUGAUCAUCCCCUUAACAAAGAAACAAAAUUGAAUUCUUGGAAUCAAUAUUUUUUAUAUUCUGUGUUAAAUGUGAUGAAAAGCUUUAGAAGUGACACAUGUUCAUGUAACUGUUAGUGGAAGUAUUAAUUUUUAUUAAUGUCAUUAGAUGUCAGAUGAUAACUUUAACUCCUUUUUACCUGUGUGCCAUAUUACAGAUGCAGUUUCGGAAGGAGAGAUUGGUUACUGUUGCUUUUUGUGAUAUCUGGUAAUGCUUCCAUUUUUAACAUGAUUAAUGAAUCACAAUUUAAUGUGGCAUGUUGCUUUUCCAUUGAUAAUAAAAGGAAACACUUCUGUGUACUAGCACUGACUA
Cryptotermes secundus is the source of this 1869-nucleotide messenger RNA. It is a transcript of the gene U3-55K, whose product is annotated as U3 small nucleolar RNA-interacting protein 2. The record is from RefSeq and is a predicted model, not a curated record. The transcript has a single exon. Gene Ontology annotation, cellular component: small-subunit processome. NCBI's taxonomy places the organism in Eukaryota, Metazoa, Arthropoda, Insecta, Blattodea, Kalotermitidae. Bases 97 to 1551 code for a protein of 484 amino acids. Gene Ontology annotation, molecular function: snoRNA binding; protein binding.